Molecule: messenger RNA, 1158 nt
Organism: Ilyonectria robusta
Lineage: Eukaryota; Fungi; Ascomycota; Sordariomycetes; Hypocreales; Nectriaceae
Exons: 6
Coding region: 1-1158 (385 amino acids)
Source: RefSeq, a predicted model, not a curated record
AUGGCGUCUGAUACUGACAAACUUACGACGACGGUCGUGCCGCUUAAUCCACGGCCAGAGGUUCGUCAAGCUUUGUUGACGGUCAUCAUCUUCUGCGUCUUGAUUGCCGUCUGGUCUGCGCUCCGGUUAUAUGCGCGACGGGUGCGACAUACGCCCCUAAACGUCGAGGAUACCUUGUUCUACGUCUCUGUGGCUGCCUAUUAUGGCAUGGUAGUGGCGUUUUUCUUGCUGCUGUAUUUUGGUGGCGUUGGCUAUCAUAUGAAUCAAUUGGGCAAAGGCCACGUCGCAAGGUUGACACAAAGCAUGUUGGCCGUUCAAGGCUUGUACGGUCUUUCAAUGUGCACAAGCAAAUGGAGCAUUCUCUGGAUGCUUAAGCGCGUCUUCGCAGUUCGUAUGUUUUGGAUUUGCACUUGGAUUAUCAUCGUUGUCCAGGCAGCGUGGAUGAUCAUGACACUCCUCAUCGGCUUGUUGAUAUGCCGUCCCGUCCAAAAGAAUUGGGAUCCUACAGCUGAUGGCACAUGUGGGGAUCAAAUUGCAGGCUAUACCGCCGUCAGUAUCAUCAAUGUCAUCGUCGAUGUGGCAAUGUGCCUUCUGCCUAUCCCUGUGAUUUGGGGCUUGCAGGUCAAGAAACCGUACAAGAUGGCACUUUUUGGCAUAUUUGGCAUUGGCCUUAGCUCUGUCGUCUUUGCCAUCAUCCGUUUAGUCUCCCUUCGCAAAAUCGAUUUCGACGACUUCUCCUAUUCCGUACCCGAAGUAAUAACGUGGACAUAUGCUGAGUGUGGUGUCGUUAUUCUCGUUGCGUGCUCCCCUCUGCUGCGACCAAUAUUCGACAAGCUUUUCCGACGCUUUUUGUCCAGCGCGAAACGAACCGACCAAUAUGGACCGUCGUACGAAUCGCGAAACUUUCAAAAUUCGGCCAACACUGCUCCCAAGAUGGGAUCAAAAAUGAGAAGCGGGUUUAUGACCGUGGGGGAGUCCGAAGAGAGUCUGGAGCUCGGUGACAUCAGAAGCGAGGGUCGUAUCCAGUCAAGGGCGACGGCAUCAAGAGAACCUAGGCCGACGGACGGGAAAGUUGGCACUUGGUCACCAGAAAAAGACCUCAAGAUGGGUAUAAUGGUAGAAAAAGAGGUUUCACAGACUGUGAAGCUGGUAAAGUAG